This is a messenger RNA of Sorex fumeus (smoky shrew), 2042 nucleotides long. RefSeq names its product interleukin 10 receptor subunit alpha (gene IL10RA). The record is from RefSeq and is a predicted model, not a curated record. Bases 46 to 1752 code for a protein of 568 amino acids. Lineage: Eukaryota; Metazoa; Chordata; Mammalia; Eulipotyphla; Soricidae. The transcript has 7 exons. Gene Ontology annotation, molecular function: protein binding.
CCGCGGAGCCGCGGCAGGAGCGGCUGAGGAUGCGGCGCGCGGACGAUGCUCCUGAGCCUGCUGGUGCUGCUGGCCGCGCUGCUGCAGGGCCCGCGCGCCGGCGCCCGCGCGCAUGGCUUGCCCAGCCCCAAGUUGGUGUGGUUUGAAGCAGAGUUCUUCCACCACGUUCUCCACUGGAAACCCAUUCCUAGUCAGUCCCAAAACAUCUACUACGAGGUGAAGGUCCUGAGGUAUGGCCUGAAGUACUGGAAACCUGUCCCCAGCUGCAGCCAGAUGCGGGCGCAGUCCUGUGACCUCACCAUGGACACUCUGGACCUCUAUCACACCACCAGUUACUGGGCCAAAGUUCGGGCAGUGGACGGAAGCCAGCGCUCCAACUGGACUGUCACCCUCACCCGUUUCUCCAUUGAUGAAGUGACACUGACCAUUGGCAGCUUGAAGCUGGAAGUGGAGAAUGGCUCCAUCCUUGGGACCAUCCAGCCCCCCAGGCCCCGGGCCGCACCCGCGGGCGACACUUACGAAAGCAUCUUCCCCUACUUCCGCGAGUAUACGGUCUCCGUGCGCAAGGUGCCAGAGCCCAACACGUACAUCGAGAAGACAGAACAGAAAGAAAUCUUCCGCCUCGCCAUGAACGGAGAAGUGGGAGAGUUCUGUGUCAAGGUGAAACCGUCCAUCAGCUCCCGUGUGAACCCAGGGCUGUGGUCCCCAGAGGAGUGCGUGGUGCUCGUCCAGCAGUAUUUCACGGCCAGCAACCUCAUCAUCUUCUUUGUCUUUGUCCUGCUGCUCUGCGGGGCGCCGGCCAUGUGCCUGGGCCUCCAGCUCUAUGUGCGUGGUGGCGGGAAGCUGCCGGCAGCCCUGGUCUUCGAGAAGCCGGGCCCCCUUGGCCUUGUCAGCCAGUUCCCGCACCCAGACCCCAUCCAGCCCCUGAACUCGGAGACCUUCCUACAGGAUACCCCCAAGCUAUUCGACUCAGAGCUGUACACCAGCACCGACAGCGGCUUUGGCAGCGUCAGGCCCUCCCUGCAGUCACAAGAGACCCCCGGCCUUGCCACCCCCAAGGCCCGCGGCCCUCUGGGAAAGAGGGCCUCCCUGGAGGAGCUCCACAGUGAUGGCAGCACCGACAGUGGCGUCUGCCUGCAGGAGCCCAGCCUGGGUCUCGGCUUGGAGCCCCCCUGGGAGCUGCAGCAGGAUGACGACAGUCGGGGCCAGGAUGACAGUGGCGUUGGCCUGACACACGGCUCUGAGGAGCAGCCUGCACCCGACCAGGGUGGCUCGGCCUCGGACCAUGUUGACCCCCCAGGACCUGGGGUGCUUGGGGAGGAAUACCCCACUGACGUGACCUUCCAGGGCUACCUGAAACAGACCAGAGGCACCGAGGAGAAGGCAGCCCAGGUGGACUGCCUGGAGGAGGAGUCCUACUCCCCAGAUGACCUCGACCCCAAAUUCCAGACGUGCCUAGAGGCUGAGGUCGACCAGACGCCACCAGCAUUGACCAAGGGCUACUUGAAACAGGACGCUUCAGGACGGAGUCUUGUGCCCACAGGGGCCUCCUCUGAACAGUGGAGUCACCCCACCGAGGGGUGGUCUCUCCUCACCUUGACCACCUGUGGGGACCUGGGUGCCUCUGACUGGAGCUUUGCCUGUGGCCUGGCCCCUCUGGAGAGCGUGGCUGCCCACGGGGGUCUCCUGGGUAGUCUGGACUCCGAGCUGGCCUCCUUGCCCUUCAUCUCCAGCCUGCGUGUGGAUGAGUGACUGUGGCUGAGGCCCUGCUUCCACUCCAGUGCCUGGGCAGGGGCCACUGACCUCGGGGUCAGGUGGCCAGGGCUGCUGUCUAGGAAAUCUGACAGGGUCGGUCAGGACAUCCCCCAGGGGGCUCUUAGGAGCUCUGCGUUGCGGGGAGGCUGAGGGGCUGUAGUCUGCCAGAAGGGCCAGCCUUAGCCCCCUGGUGUCAGAGGGGCCAGCCUUAGCCCCCUGGUGUCAGAGGGGCCAGCCUUAGCCCCCGGUGUCAGAGGGGCCAGCCUUAGACCCCUGGUGUCAGAGGG